AGCGGGUUUCGUGGAGCGGAGGCCCGUCUGUGGAGAGACUGAAUUCUCAAGACUGAUCUUGUCUGAGGAAGAAGGAGGAAGGGAGGAGUCAGGCAUGGCUGUUUGUCAGGGAUGGUUGACCUUCAGGGACGUGGCCAUAGAAUUCUCUGAGGAGGAGUGGGAGUGCCUGGACCCUGCUCAGAGGGCCUUGUACAGGGACGUGAUGUUGGAGAAUUAUAGGAACCUGGUCUCUCUGGCUAUCACUCCCAAAUGUAUGAUCAAGGAAUUACCACCAAAAGACAACAGUAACAUAGGGGAAGUAUUGCAGGCAGUUAUAUUGGAAAGACAUAAAAGCUGUGACAUGGAAGAUUAUAUCUUCAGAGCAAUCCAGAAAAAUAUUCAUGACUUUGAGUGUCAGUGGAGAGAUGGUGAUAGAAAUUACAAAGCAGUGCUUGUGACCCUUAACAAAAAUCUCACUGGUGGAAGAGUUCAAUGUGGUAGAAGAGAUGAAGGAAAUAAGCCAAUGGAAAACAGGUUUGGACUAAGCUUCCAGUCACAUCUGACUGGAGUGCAAGUACUUCAAACUGAAGGGAAAAUAUAUGAAUGUCACCAAGUUGAGAAGUCUGUCAGCAAUGGUUCUUCCAUUUCACUACGUCCAAGAAUUAUUCCUAGUGUCCAAACCAACAUUUCUAAUGAACAUGGGAAUGAUUUCUUGCAUUCUGCAUUACUCACACCAGACCAGAAAGCACACAUUAAGGAAAAACCUUAUGAACAUGAUGAGUGUGACAAAGCAGUUAAUCCCAGUUUACACCUCAGUAGACUUCAGAUGAUCCAUACAGGAGAGAAACCAUAUAAAUGUGAUGUAUGUGGGAAAGUCUUCAGUCACAACUCACACCUUGCAUGUCAUCGAAGAAUCCACACUGGAGAGAAACCUUACAAAUGCAUUGAAUGUGGCAAGGUUUUCAGUCGCAAUUCACACCUUGUACGUCAUCACAAAAUUCAUACUGGAGAGAAACCUUACCACUGCAAUGAGUGUGGCAAAGCCUUUAGUGAGUGUUCAGGUCUUACUAACCAUCAAGUAAUCCAUACUGGAGAGAAACCUUACAAAUGUAAUGAAUGUUGCAAGGUCUUCAGUCAGAGUUCAGGCCUUGCAAGUCACCGAAGAAUUCAUACUGGAGAGAAACCGUACAAAUGUAAUGAGUGUGGCAAAGCCUUUACGUAUAGCUCACAACUCACUAACCACCAGGUAAUCCAUACUGGUGUGAAACCUUACAAAUGUAAUGAGUGUGGCAAAGCCUUUAAUCAGAGCUCACAUCUCACUAGACAUCAGAUAAUCCACACAGGAGAGAAACAUUACAAGUGUGAUGAAUGUGGGAAAGUCUUUAGUUACGAUUCACACCUUGCACGUCAUCGCAGGAUUCAUUCUGGAGAGAAACCUUACCAGUGUAAUGAGUGUGGCAGAGCCUUUAGUAUGUAUUCAAGCCUUACUUAUCAUCAGGUAAUCCACACUAGAGAGAAACCUUACAAAUGUAAUGAAUGUGGCAAGGUCUUCAGUCAGAGUUCAAGCCUUCCUAGUCAUCGGAGAAUUCAUACUGGAGAGAAACCAUACAAAUGUAAUCAGUGUGGCAGAUCAUUUAUUCAACGCUCAAACCUCACUAGACAUCAGAUGAUUCAUACUGGAGAGAAACCAUAUAAAUGUAAUGUAUGUGGGAAAGUCUUCACUCAAAAUUCAAGCCUUGCAAGUCAUCUGAGAAUUCAUACUGGGGAGUAACAAAUGUAGUGAAUGUGACAAAGCCUUUAUUAUAAUUUCAAGCAUGAAUUGACAUUAGAGAGUCUACACUGAA
This is a messenger RNA of Nyctereutes procyonoides (raccoon dog), 1823 nucleotides long. Its product is annotated as zinc finger protein 347-like. The record is from RefSeq and is a predicted model, not a curated record. Bases 95 to 1750 code for a protein of 551 amino acids. The transcript has 4 exons. NCBI's taxonomy places the organism in Eukaryota, Metazoa, Chordata, Mammalia, Carnivora, Canidae. Gene Ontology annotation, biological process: regulation of DNA-templated transcription.